GACAACUCAAAAGGAACUUGAACGAUUGUCUUCAUUCUAUCACUAGUACAGGAGACCUACAGACUAUAGUGCGUUCUUUAUUGUUACGUGCAAAGGCUUACAUCGUCCCCCCCCUUUCAGGAUGGUAUUCAAAAUAGCCGGCUGGGUGUUCAGCUUCGAGCAAGUGCGAACAUGGUUAGAGAAGCAAGGACACCAACACCAACACUUGCCUGACGAGUUCCUUGCCACCGAUCUCAACUACUGGUUCAAAGAGAGAAAUAUCGAUUAUCUGUGGGCCGUCGGCACCGAUUAUCCUCGGAGCUUACAGCCAGUCAUCGUAUUAGUUCGAAGGUGCAGAGAAGAUCCCAAGUCGACAGUGUUCCGUUUCUAUCAUGUCAGGGAGUUGGAUGCGGACCGUGAGGUGAAGAAGCAGGUGUUGGAGGAGAGUGGGCUCAAUGAUGAAGAUUUGCCUUGGGUCACUGAUCAGAGUUUGCAAAGGACCGACCUUGGACCGACCCUGGACUUCAAGGAAACCUGUUUAAAGAACAAUGCCCUCGGCUAGAAAAUUUGAAGAAGCUCAUCCGAUAUGAUGAUUAUUGACCCUAAUACCGUGACACGGUGGCAAGCACGUGACACUUAUGUGGUUUGUUUAAUAGGUCGCGGAC
Suillus subalutaceus is the source of this 644-nucleotide messenger RNA. RefSeq lists its product as uncharacterized. The record is from RefSeq and is a predicted model, not a curated record. The coding region runs from base 122 to 541 and encodes 139 amino acids. The transcript has a single exon. NCBI's taxonomy places the organism in Eukaryota, Fungi, Basidiomycota, Agaricomycetes, Boletales, Suillaceae.